Molecule: messenger RNA, 954 nt
Organism: Bactrocera oleae (olive fruit fly)
Lineage: Eukaryota; Metazoa; Arthropoda; Insecta; Diptera; Tephritidae
Source: RefSeq, a predicted model, not a curated record
AUGGCAAGCCUGAAUCUACGUACUUCAGCGCAAGCCGCGAUUGUGCGCAUUGGAAAACUGACAGAAGCAGCUACUUACGAUCCGGACAGCAUUGAGUGCGAUGUGAUUCGCGGACAGUUGGAUAAACAUUUCGAGAGGUUCAUGGAGUAUCAUACUGACUUGGUUUCCUCAGCACAAGCCAGUGAAUUGACCACGCAUGACGAAUUCCUGGCUGCAACGGAAUUGCUGUACACACAAAUAUGUAUUCGACUACGCCGGAUAUGUGGCGCAAGUGCAGGUGAUAAUCGUGUAACGAAUCAAUUGGACAUGCGAUUAGAUCCAAUUAAGAUUCCUGUGUUCAAUGGUGAUCCAGCGAAUUGGCUGCCUUUUAAGCAUUUGUUUGAGGCACUGGUUCAUAAUCGUACAGAUCUGGAUUCUAGUUACAAAUUGAGUAAGUUACGCCAACAUGUAAAUGCAGACAGCGUACCAUUGGUUGGCGGAUUAUAUACAGGCGGCUACGAAGACAUGUGGCAGGAAUUGAAACGGCGUUUUGAUAAUCCACGUUUGUUGGUUGAAUCUCACGUGCAGCGUAUCCUGGAUUUGCCCAACCAACCCGUCGAAUCCCAGAAGUGCUUGCUCCGACUAGUCGACACCGUGCAAAAUGUGAUGCGAGCCCUAAGUGUUAUGGGCUUUCCGGUAAGUCAUUGGGACGCUCUAUUGGUACCACUUCUGCUGCCCAAAUUGCCUACCACCACUAGGUAUGAGUGGGGGAUAAGUCUUCAGACGAACAACAUACCAAUGGCUCAGGACUUUUUACUAUUUAUUGAGAAGCGGGCCAACAAUUUGGUUCAAGGAACUACGAACGGUAUAACAACUAUCCAUCAGAGACCAGCCCGUCCCGUUAAAGCUCAUGUGGCAGCGGUAAAUUCAUCUGAGCCGUUACAUUCCGGGAAAGUUGCAACGGUUGUUUGCUAA